AUGAUCGAAUCUACUGAUAAGAUUAAAAAUAAUAGUAAUCAAGCUUAUUUCUAUUGGUAUUUGGUCUUUUUUUCAAACAAAACAGGCACAUUAUAUAAACAAACAAUGGAGAAAAUGAAUACAGUACUCAAUAAUAUGAGUAACAGUAGAUACUUUAAUGAUACUUCUACCAAUGUAAAAUUGACUGAAAUCAAGAAACAAUUGGAUGGUCCCUCUGAUAAAGAUAAAUUGGAAUGUAUGAAAAAGUUAAUUGCUAUGAUUUCAAAAGGUAGAGAUGUUUCAGAGGUAUUCCCACAGGUAGUAAAGAAUGUUAUUGCAAAGAAUUUGGAGUUGAAAAAGUUGGUCUAUAUGUACUUGGUUCACUAUGCAGAGUCGGAGCACGAGAGUGCACUGCUGGCGAUCAACACCUUCCAAAAGUCACUGGUUGACAAGAGUCAAGUGAUUCGUGCGAGUGCAUUGCGUGUGAUGUCGUCGAUUCGUGUAGUCGAUAUCAUUCAGCUACUCAACGACAACAGCACAAUGGUACUCGGUGCUGCCAUGAUGGCAUUCGUCGAAGUCUGUCCAGACCGUUACGAUAUUCUCCACCAACACUACCGUAAGAUCUGCCAACUUCUCGCCGACUUUGACGAGUGGUCACAAACCGUAACCAUCGGUGUAUUAACCAAAUAUGCAAGAACUCAAUUCAAAUGUCCUGAUUCAACAAUUAAUGAUAAGAAUGUUAAACAAUACAAGAAAAAGACAUCAUUUUAUUCUGAUGAAGAAGAUGACGAUAGUAAUGAGAAUCAAUUGCAGUCACCAAAGUCAAAGUUGUACGACUCUAUGGAUGCAGAGGAAAUCGAUAUCGACCACAGAUUACUUUUGAAAUCCUGUCUUCCAUUACUUCAGAGUAGAAGCAAUGCUGUCGUAAUGGCAGUAUCUUCACUCUACUAUUACAUUGCACCUGUAAUUGAAGCACAGAAAGUAGGAAAGUCACUUGUCCGUUUACUUCGUUCUUCCCCAGAGGUUCAAUACAUCACACUCACCAACAUCUCUACCAUGGUAACAAUGAGACCAAAUAUGUUUGAACCAUAUUUAUCUGAAUUCUUUAUACACUCUACAGAUCCAGAGUAUAGUAUCAAGUUAAAGUUGGAGAUUCUUACACGUUUGGCAACUGGAGAGAAUAUCAGUAGAAUUCUCAAGGAGUUCAAAGAGUAUGUGAGAAAUGAGGACAAAAAGUUUGCUGCUGAGACUAUUCAAGCUAUCGGACGUUGUGCUGCCACUAUUCCCGAUGUGACAGAGUCUUGUACCUAUGGUUUGAUGUCGUUGCUCUCCAACUCAUCGCAGGUGGUAGUUGCCGAAGCCGUCAUUGUUUUGAAACGUUUGUUGCAGUUGAAUGCCGACAAUUCAAACUCGUCGAUCAAGCACGAGAAUGUUAUUAUGCAUCUCGCCAAGCUGUUGGAGACUCUCGAGGUGCCAUCGGCACGUGCCUCCAUCAUCUGGGUCAUCGGUGAAUACUCUCACAAGAUCCCAAUGGUAGCACCCGAUGUACUCAGAAAGCUCGCCAAGUCAUUCGCCGACGAAGACGAAAGCGUCAAACUCCAGAUCCUCAACCUCGGUGCCAAGCUUCACUUCCACAACCCCGAGCAAACCAAGCUACUCUUCCAAUAUAUUAUCAACCAAGCCAAGUUUGACAUGAACUAUGACAUCAGAGACAGUGCCAGAAUGAUGAAACUACUCUUGAUCAGCACCGAAAAGAAUCCAUCACUCUCUGGACAUGCCAAAUCUAUAUUUAUUAAUCAAAAACCAUUCCCAACUGAAAUUAGUAUCUCUGAAGAUCGUAAAAGAUUUAUUUUAGGUAGUUUUUCACAUAUUGUAAAUCAUUCAGUAUCAGGUUAUCAACCAUUAUCAGAUUUCCCAGAGGUUCCACCUGAUCCCACCGUUAGACAACCAAAACAAUGGGUACCAGAAGUUAAAAAUAAUAUAUUUUUGCGUGAGGAAAGCUUUUACAGUGACGAAGAGGAAGAAGAUGAAGAUGAAGACGAAGAGUUUGAUGGUGCUUCUGAAGAAGAAGAUGAUGAUGAUGAAGACUCUCAAGAUGAAUUGGAGAAAUUCUUUAGUGACUCGUCAGAUAGCUCAACUCCAAAGAAAGCAAAUGGUAAAUCUAAUAAGAAAUCAAAGAAAUCAAAGAAACAAGUAAAACAACAAGAGGAUAAUGAAUUCGAUGAAGAUAUGGACGAUAUGGAUGAAUUGUUUGGUGUCGCUGAAGAGAUGGAAAAGUUGGAGAUUAGCUCGCCAACAACUACCUCUGUAAAGAAAGUGUUGCUCAAGGCAAACGUCAGCCAAGGUCUGCUCAUUGAAUAUUGCUUCCUUCGUCAACUUCCAGAGGGCAUUGAAAAUGAAUCACCGUCCUCUGUUUGCAUUCAACUCCUUCUCAAGAACCAAUCAACCGAACAGACUUUUGAAAAUAUCAAGAUUGGAAACAAGACGUUGAUUGACGGUGCCGAUAUCAAGGAUUUCGAUGAAAUUGCAUCGUUGGAGCCAGGUGCAACCACAGAAGCACUCUUAUUUGUAACAUUUAACUCUCUCUCCCAAGCUUGUAAAUUUGAGAUUAGUACCUCUAUUGGAAACUUCCCGGUUGCUCUGACACCAAUUAUAGGUGAAAUGGUUUCACCUUUGGAAGUGGACGUUGAAGAGUGGAAGGGAUGCUUCAAUGCGCUAGAAUCAAAAUCUGUGAGUGAUCAUGUUGAAAUUGGUGAGAAACUGUUGGGCGGUGGUCAGCAACAACUUGGCAAUGCAGUUUUAAUGCUCUUAUUAGAAAAUAUCAACCUCCAAGCAACAAGCGCUAACCAAAAUAAGACCAAAAUUCAAUUUGCAGCAAAAACAAUCAUUAAAUCUGCUGAUCUUUUUAUCAACAUUGAGCUUGUUGAGAGCAACCAAGUUGUUGUUACCAUUAGAUCUUCGGAUACGUUGACCGCCACUUUACUAUUGAAAAAACAAUUGGAAUUAUUGACCAGAUAA
Messenger RNA from Heterostelium album PN500, 2997 nucleotides. It is a transcript of the gene ap3b-2, whose product is annotated as beta adaptin. The coding region runs from base 1 to 2997 and encodes 998 amino acids. Gene Ontology annotation, cellular component: AP-3 adaptor complex; membrane coat. The transcript is spliced from 9 exons. NCBI's taxonomy places the organism in Eukaryota, Evosea, Eumycetozoa, Acytosteliales, Acytosteliaceae. The record is from RefSeq and is a predicted model, not a curated record. Gene Ontology annotation, biological process: intracellular protein transport; vesicle-mediated transport.